Molecule: messenger RNA, 2324 nt
Organism: Gracilinanus agilis (Agile Gracile Mouse Opossum)
Lineage: Eukaryota; Metazoa; Chordata; Mammalia; Didelphimorphia; Didelphidae
Product: WD repeat-containing protein 43-like
Exons: 2
Coding region: 1-2073 (690 amino acids)
Biological process (GO): maturation of SSU-rRNA from tricistronic rRNA transcript (SSU-rRNA, 5.8S rRNA, LSU-rRNA)
Cellular component (GO): nucleolus
Molecular function (GO): protein binding
Source: RefSeq, a predicted model, not a curated record
AUGGCGGCGAGUGGCGGAGGCCGUCGCGACCCUCUGGCCCCCUCCGGGAUUCCCUGUGCAUUUUCUCCGUGGGGCCAGUACUACUUCUCGUUAGCCGGUCCGGAUGGUCACUUGCGGGUGUGGGAGACAGCCAGCAGCCGCCUGCAUCAGGACUUCGUUCCUUCCGCUCACCUCAGCGCCACCUGCACCUGCCUGGCCUGGGCCCCGCCGCGGUCGUCUGCCAAGGAAGGUCCCCAGAGGAAAAAAAGGAAAUCUGAAGCUGUAGGAACCAGUGACCAGGUUGAUCUAUUGGCCAUUGGUACAGCAGUCGGCAGCAUUUUAUUAUACAACACAGUAAAAGGAGAGUUACAGAGCAAACUAGUAAGUGGUGGACACGACAAUAAAGUAAAUUGCAUACAAUGGCACCAAGAUAAUGAUUGUUUAUAUAGCUGUUCAGAUGAUAAAUAUAUUGUGGAAUGGAAUACACAGACUUGCAGAGUAAAGUGCAAAUGGAAAGGUGACAUCAGCAGUGUCAGUGCUUUGUGCAUCAGUCCUGAUGGGAAGAUGUUGCUUUCAGCUGGUCGAACUAUCAAACUAUGGGAUUUGGAGACUAAAGAAGUCUAUAGACAUUUCACAGGUCAUGCCACAGCUGUUUCAUCACUCAUGUUCACAACUAUAAGACCUCCUAAUGAAAGUCAGCCCUUUGAUGGAAUUACUGGCCUUUAUUUCUUGUCUGGAGCAGUACAUGACCGGUUAUUUAAUGUGUGGCAAAUUCGGUCAGAAAAUAAAGAGAAGAAUGCAGUGAUGUCUUUUACAGUUACUGAUGAACCGGUCUACAUUGACCUGACUCUGUCAGAAAACAAAGAGGAGCCUGUAAAGUUAGCUGUUGUUUGUAGAGAUGGACAAGUUCAUUUAUUCGAACACAUAUUAAAUGGAUGCUGCAAAAAGCCUUUGACUUCAAAUUGCACUAUUCAGAUUGCAACAUCUGGGAAAGACAAGGAAUCAACACCAACACCUAUCCCUAUUCUAGCAGCAGCUUUUUGUUCAGACAAGCAAUCUUUACUGCUUGUGUAUGGCAGUCAUUUGCAGCCAGCGAUUGAAAGAGUGUCUUUGAACUCCAAAGAACCCCAUAUGUGUCUGAUAAGAGAUAUCAAUUGUUGGGCUCCAAAAAUAGGAAUAGCUGUAACAAAGGUAAGAACACCAAUAAUGAACUCAGAGGCCAAAGUUUUAGGCCCUGGAAUUCCUGGACAUCAUGCAGCCAUCAAACCUACAUUGGAGACCGAGAAAACAGAAAGUAAAAGAAGAUUAAAGGAGAAUGAGCAAAUUAGCAUUGAAGAACGACUGGGAGCAAUGGACAUAGACACUGUGAAAGAAAAAAGGAAAGGGGACCUGAAGGCAGACAGCUACCCGGUUCUUCUAGUGCAAGGCCUAGAAAGCAAUGACUGCUACAUGCUAAAUAAAGUACUUCAAACAAGAAAGGAUACCUUAAUCAGAAACACAGUGUUAAGGAUUCCAGUAUAUGCUGUUAUUCCAUUAUUGAAUGAGCUCACUAAGAGGUUGCAAGGACAUCCAAAUAGUGCUGUACUUAUGGUUCCAUGGUUAAAAUCUGUAUUAACCAUACAUGCAUCUUAUCUGUCCACAUUGCCUGACCUGGUACCCCAACUAGGCAUGUUGUAUCAGUUGAUGGAGAGCAGAGUCAAAACCUUAAGGAAACUCUCUCGAUUGCAUGGGAAGCUCAUUCUUCUUAUUACACAGGUGGCAGCAUCUGAAAAAACUCAGGGUGUGCCUCAACCUGAGCAAACAGCCAAACUGGUUUAUGAGGAAGAGUCUUCUGAAGAGGAGUCUGAUGAUGAAGUAAUGGCAGAUAAAAAUUCUGAUGAGAAUUGGGAGGAGGAUGAAGAAGAGAGAGAAAGUGAAAAGGAUGAAGAUGACGAUGAUGAUGACGAUGAUGAUGAUGAUGAUGAUGAUGAUGGUGACGAUGAGCAAGAAAUAGAUCAGGACACAGAAAAUGGUGAGGACAAAGAAAUGGCUCUUGAAAAGGAAAUAAAUGGAGAUUCUGAUUUGGACCCAGAAAAUGAAAGUGAAGAAGAAUGAAGAAGAAAGGAAAAAUAGGCCAAUAGAACUAUAAACUUUGGCUCAUAUUGUUGAAUGCUGCCAUGUUCUCCUGGAGAGGGUGGUUUCUGUGUUUGACCUUUGACAGGUAGAAUGCAGACAGCCCUCCCACCUUUCCAAAUUCAUAAUGGUGGCCUCAUCAAGCCAGCCCCUUUGUCCUUCCCACCUCAAACUUAACUGUGUAAAUAAGAAUGUUUCUUUCAAUUGUUAAUAAACUUUACACAGUAAAUAGA